CUGGCCCAGUAAUCAUCUAUACCAUUUUUCACGUUCAAGGAGUGCGGAGCUGCACCAUGACAUACGGCGUCGCAUGCGCAGAGAUCUUGUUUGAUGGUGCGUGGUGCAAGAUUGAGCGAUGUGGUGCAGGGAUGGCGUAGGCGGGGAUGCACGCGACGAUGACGUUUUGGCUUCCGGUAGCUUGGCCAACCCCCAUUUACAACUUUGCUGGGCAUGUCGACCCAGAAAGAGGGGACGAGCACCGAAGCUGCCAUCCCUUACUUCACCAACCUCUCCUGGUCCAUCUACCGCAUCAAAAUCGCCCUGCUGACCUCGGGCACGUCGUCGGACAUGGCCAAAUCAAAGGCGCUGCAGAGCAACCUGGACGUCGACUACGUGAUCAGCUAUCGCUUUGCAAAGACGGACAAGACAAAGGCCAUCGCGCAGUUCGAGAAGCUUUGUGAGGCGCUCGCAAACGUCGGGCUGCAGACAGAGGUCCGCAAUGGCGAGUCGCACUCAAUCCUCCUCUUCGUGAGGGUCGCUUCCGACGAGCACCUGUUCGGAGAGGUAUACAGGUCCAGAGUCCGCGACUGGAUCCACGGUGUCCGAACGGCUGCCCCCGAAAAGGUUACCCGCGAAUCGCUCGAAGCAGAGCCCCUCUACGAGGCCGAGAGACUGCGUAUAAUAUACCAGCUCAUUACAAACCCUCCGUCUGAAGGCGGCGCCGGCAUCACGCCCAAGGAGGGAGAGUGGGAGAAUGUCGAGUCCGUCUUUGCGCUGCACGACCAUGCCUACAACAAGGACUGGAUCAAGAAGUGGACCUCGCAGUAUUUUCUGACUACCGAAGACUUGGAUGACAUCAGGAACCGCCUGGGAGAGAAGAUUGCCUUCUAUUUCGCCUUUACACAGUCCUACUUUACCUUCCUCAUCCCCGCCGCCGGCUUCGGCUUCUUUUCCUGGCUCUUCUUCGGCUCCUUUUCGCCCAUCUACGGUCUCGCGAGCGCCCUGUGGUGCACCGUCUUCACCGAAUACUGGAAACAACAAGAGGUGGACCUGAGCGUUCGCUGGGGCGUCAAGGGCGUCUCCAAGAUCGAUGUCAGGAAGAAGGACUUUGCACCUGAAAAGACCAUCACCGACCCAGUCACUGGUGAGCAGGUUGGCUUCUUCCCGGCAUCGAAGCGCUUCCAGAGACAGUUGUUGCAGAUUCCGUUCGCUAUCAUUGCGGCUUGUUCCCUUGGAGCAGUCAUUGCGACCUGCUUUGGCAUUGAGGUCUUCAUCUCGGAGGUCUACAAUGGGCCACUCAAGAGCGUUCUCGUAUUCAUUCCAACUGGCAUCCUCACAACCGUCAACCCUAUCCUGAACACUCUCCUAACGCAAGCCGCUACACGCCUCACCCAGUUCGAGAAUUACGAGACCGCGGGUGCGUACGAAAAAGCAUUGACUCAGAAGAUCUUUGUCAUGAACUUCAUCAUGUCUUACUUGGGAAUCUUCCUGACUGCCUUCGUCUACGUACCCUUUGGGAAGGUCAUCGUACCCUAUCUUGACAUUUUCAAUGUUGCUGUACGACCCUUCGCCGAAGAUGAGAAGCAGCUACACCUUAAUUCGACAAGCUCCAGCUGGAGUAUUAAUCCCGACCGCCUUCGCAAGCAAGUCAUAUACUUCACAGUCACCGCCCAGGUUGUCAACCUUGGCAUGGAGCUUAUCGUUCCUUAUCUUAAGCGUCGUGGUCUUGCUAAGUACAAGGAAAUGCAGUCCGACAGGGCUGCAAAGAACGGAGGUUCCACCCCAGCCGCCACCGAAAAUGACCCAGCUGAGGACGCUGCCUUCCUUGAUCGUGUCCGUAAGGAGGCUGAACUCGAUGUCUACGAUGUUACCGCCGACCUUCGUGAGAUGGUCGUGCAAUUUGGUUACCUUUCUCUCUUCUCCGUAGUUUGGCCACUUACCGCUGUUUCCUUCCUCAUCAACGACUGGAUCGAGCUUCGCGCCGAUGCUAUGAAGAUCUGUGUUGAGAUGCGACGUCCAACCCCGUGGCGUGCUGAUACCAUUGGCCCCUGGCUGGACUCCCUCUCCUUCCUCACCUGGAUGGGCAGUCUCACUACAUCCGCUCUCGUCUACAUGUUCUGGAACGACCGCACUGGACCCAGCGGUAGUCCUUCCAACAUUCAGCUAUGGGCCCUCCUCCUAACUGUCUUCUUCUCGGAGCACCUCUUCAUCCUCUUCCGCUGGGGCGUGCGCGAGGUAUUGUCCAGACUCGAUUCUCCUGGCCUACAGAAGGAACGCCGUGAACGCUUCCUGGUACGCAAGCAAUACUUUGAGGAGAACCUCAGCCAGCUGCAGAACAUGCCCAGGUUGAGUGAGAAGGGUGGCGAGAUUACUAGGAAGAGUCUUGAAGAAGAAGCUAGGCAGGGCAGUCUCAGAGACAGCACUGCCGAGAUUAGAUUCUGGCAGCGCCAGAGGAGCUGGAGGGAGAGCGCGGUAGUUGCAAAGGACCUCAUCAGCAGGGCGCAGAACGAGACCAUUGUGGAGACGAAGAAGGAGUUGUAGAGCAUGGUUGCAGAUGCAGUCAUGUCGUAGGCUGUGAUGAGCGUCUGAUGGGAUC
Alternaria rosae is the source of this 2578-nucleotide messenger RNA. Its product is annotated as calcium-activated chloride channel-domain-containing protein. NCBI's taxonomy places the organism in Eukaryota, Fungi, Ascomycota, Dothideomycetes, Pleosporales, Pleosporaceae. The transcript has 5 exons. Gene Ontology annotation, molecular function: chloride channel activity. Gene Ontology annotation, cellular component: cortical endoplasmic reticulum. Gene Ontology annotation, biological process: chloride transmembrane transport. The record is from RefSeq and is a predicted model, not a curated record. Bases 214 to 2523 code for a protein of 769 amino acids.